AUGGACUUUAACAGUCGAGGAUUGCUGGAAGACCUAACUCAAAUUGAACGCAAGGACGUCGUCUCUAAAGUUGCUGCAAUCAUCAACAAUCUACACCUUAUCCCCCUACCCAAAGAACAAGAGCCCAGUAAGGCUGCCCAACCUGUUUCGUACGCGGGUGCUGGCCCAUUCAGCUCGACAGAGCAACUACAGGCCUGGUUCAAUCGGCGACUUGAGAUCACCCAACAACUUCAUCGCGCACCACCUGAUGCUACACCGUUUGUUUUCAACAAGUUAACUCUCACCCACUAUGAUAUAGCACCCCGCAACUUGAUCCUGGAUUCCGAGGGCAAAGUCUGGCUGAUUGACUGGGGAGAUGCUGGGAUAUAUCCAGAAGGGCUUGAGUUUGCGGCACUGAAUACACGGAGAGAUGAGUCUUCAGAGUUAACUGAGAUGCUCUCUGAAAUGAUCCCUAGAUGUGAAGAGCUAUCGCACCAAAUGCUCCUCAUCGCAUUUGCUUUGACUACGGGACAAUGGAUCGAUUCGAGGCUUUUUUAA
Penicillium psychrosexuale is the source of this 537-nucleotide messenger RNA. RefSeq names its product Aminoglycoside phosphotransferase. Lineage: Eukaryota; Fungi; Ascomycota; Eurotiomycetes; Eurotiales; Aspergillaceae. Bases 1 to 537 code for a protein of 178 amino acids. Gene Ontology annotation, biological process: protein phosphorylation. Gene Ontology annotation, molecular function: ATP binding; protein kinase activity. The transcript has 4 exons. The record is from RefSeq and is a predicted model, not a curated record.